UCCUGACCUAUGCUUGUUUUCCUGAAGCACUUCGGGUUUGGUACAUGUUUAUAUUCAGUUUGUUUGGCAUGAACAAUGAUCUAUUACUUACCCACAUUUUUGAUCAUGUAUUUUAGCUAGGUAGGUACUGUAUCAGUGGUAACAGACUUGUUUGAACACGGAAUUAUUUACAUGUGACGCAGCUUUGGAGCGUUUGGUUGCAAAAUGUCAUAGCUUUACCAUCACGGGCUUUCUUCUUUGUGCGGUAUUUAGUUUGUGUUUUUAAUCUUCCUUAGUUUGUUAUUCUGAAAGGAAACAUGGUGCUGUUUAUAUAUUUGCCACCGCUGUUUUGUUUUUAGAUUUGAAAGUCAAUAUGAACUUAUGUGAGGUCGCUUUAACCUGAAAAAAAAAACCUUGAAGUCACCCCUGGCUAACGUAUAAGGUUCAUGACCAUGUUCCCUACAAAAGUAAAACAUAUUCAAAGGCUGCUGCAGUUCAGAACCACAGCUUGGUGCAGUCCUUCAUUAGGGAAAGCAACUUAUUCCAGACUGGUUCUGGGCAUUGAGACCAGCUGCGAUGACACUGGAGCUGCUGUGCUGGACGAGACAGGUCACAUCCUGGGAGAGUCUCUACAUUCACAGACAGAAGUGCAUCUCAGGACUGGUGGGAUCAUCCCCCCGGUGGCCCAGCAGCUCCACAGAGAACACAUAGAGCGCGUGGUCCAGGAAGCUCUGGAGAGGGCCGACGUGGACCCAUGCCAGCUCUCGGCCGUAGCCACCACGGUGAAGCCAGGCAUGGCCCUGAGCCUCGGCAUCGGUCUGGAGUUCAGCCGUAAGUUUGUGAGGCAGCACAACAAGCCCUUCAUCCCCAUCCACCACAUGGAGGCCCACGCCCUGACCGUCAGGAUGCUUCAACCUGUCCCCUUCCCAUUUCUGGUUCUGCUGGUUUCUGGCGGUCACUCACUCCUCGCUGUGGCUCGAGGAGUUGACGACUUUCUUGUUCUUGGUCACGGUCUGGAUGUAGCUCCAGGGGAUGCACUGGAUAAAGUAGCAAGACGUUUGUCCCUCAUGAAACACCCGCAGUGCUCCACACUGAGUGGAGGACAAGCGAUAGAGCUGUUGGCAAAGGACGGCGACAGGACAAGCAUCGCUUUAACGACACCAAUGGGAAAAAUAAAUGACUGCUGCUUUUCUUUCUCUGGGUUACGCAAUCAAGUUACAAUGAUAAUAAAGAAAAAAGAGGAAGAGGAAGGUGUAGAAGAGGGGGCGCUGUUAUCAUGUGUCAAUGACAUUGCAGCUGCCACACAGCACACAGUCGCAACUCAUCUAGCGAAGCGAACACAUCGGGCCAUAUUGUUUUGUAAGGCAAACAACCUGCUGACAUGUAGCAACCCCACCCUGGUGGUGUCUGGUGGAGUCGCCAGCAAUCAGUACAUCCGCAAAGCUUUGAUGGUUAUCACUGAGAGGGAAGGAGUGAGCCUGCUCUGCCCUCCUGCCAAAUUCUGCACCGACAAUGGAGUGAUGAUUGCAUGGAACGGUGUUGAACGCAUGAGAGAAGAAAAAGGGAUCCUGCCUCCAAAUGUCGACGUCUGUUAUGAGCCAAAGGCUCCUCUGGGCGUUGACAUGACAGCAGAGGUCAGGGCAGCAGGGAUCCGGCUCCCGUCAGUCAAGAUAACGAUCCCCAACUGACAGACUGUGUGGUUCCUACUGUAACAUAGACUUUUGUCACUCCUUGAUUUCAACAUUUUGUAAAUACUAUCUAUAAGCAAAAAUAAACAGCUAUUUUUAAUACAUA
Messenger RNA from Labrus mixtus (cuckoo wrasse), 1773 nucleotides. RefSeq names its product O-sialoglycoprotein endopeptidase-like 1 (gene osgepl1). The coding region runs from base 426 to 1667 and encodes 413 amino acids. Gene Ontology annotation, biological process: tRNA threonylcarbamoyladenosine modification. The record is from RefSeq and is a predicted model, not a curated record. NCBI's taxonomy places the organism in Eukaryota, Metazoa, Chordata, Actinopteri, Labriformes, Labridae. The transcript has 7 exons. Gene Ontology annotation, cellular component: mitochondrion.